Messenger RNA from Pteronotus mesoamericanus, 2751 nucleotides. RefSeq names its product cadherin related family member 3 (gene CDHR3). The transcript has 19 exons. Gene Ontology annotation, cellular component: catenin complex; adherens junction; membrane. Gene Ontology annotation, molecular function: calcium ion binding; cadherin binding. Gene Ontology annotation, biological process: cell-cell adhesion mediated by cadherin; cell morphogenesis; homophilic cell-cell adhesion. The coding region runs from base 1 to 2664 and encodes 887 amino acids. Lineage: Eukaryota; Metazoa; Chordata; Mammalia; Chiroptera; Mormoopidae. The record is from RefSeq and is a predicted model, not a curated record.
AUGCAGGAAGCAGUCCUUCUUCUGGCUCUCCUGGGUGCCACAUCAGGGGGAGAGGGACUAUACCUUAUUCACUUACCUGCUACAAGUAACGUGGCAGAGAAUUCUCCACCUGAGACCUCAGUGCACAAGUUUUCUGUGAAAUUAUCAGCAUCACUGUCACCUGUAAUCCCAGGAUUUCCCCUGAUAAUCAACUCCAGUCCCCUCACUGAAGUCUUCAGGGUCAGAUGGCUGUCAGGCAUCGACUUUGAGGUUGUCACCACUGGGAAGCAACAACUAGAUUUUGAAACAGGACCGAACAUAUUUGAUUUGCAGAUUUAUGUUAAGGAUUACGUUGGUGUCACGGACCUACAGGUUCUAACUGUCCAGGUAACAGAUGUGAAUGAGCCGCCUCAGUUCCUAGGCAACUUGGCAAAAGGUCUAGACCUCUACAUAGUGGAAGGAACAAACCCUGGAUUCAUUUACCAGGUUGAGGCCUUUGAUCCAGAAGACACAAGUCAAAAUAUACUCCUCAGUUAUUUCCUGAUUUCUUCCUCAGACAGCUUCAGAAUGUCUGCGAAUGGGACCCUCUUCUCCACAACAGAAUUUGACUUUGAGGAAGGACAUAACAGCUACCAUCUCGUUGUGGAAGUGAGAGAUAGCCAAGGGCUCAGAGCCGCCACAUCGCUGCAGGUGAACAUUGUGAACAUCAACGAUGAACUUCCUCGCUUUACCAGUCUAUCGCGAGAGUAUGUGAUUCUGGAGGAGCUGGCUCCAGGAACCGUCGUGGCCAAUAUCACAGCUGAGGACCCUGAUGAUCCUGGCUUUACCAGUUUCCUCCUCUACAGCAUCACUACUCUCAACAGCUAUUUCAUGAUAAAUCAGUUGACUGGUACCAUCCAAGUGGCCCGCAGGCUAGACCGAGAUGCAGGUGAAUUAAGACAGAAUCCUGUCAUUUCUCUGGAAGUUCUGGUGAAGGACAGACCUUUUGGGGGUCAGGAAAAUCGCAUGCAGAUAACCUUCCUGGUGGAAGACAUUAAUGACAACCCUGCUACUUGCACCAAGUUCACCUUCAGCAUUAUGGUGCCUGAAAGAGCAGCCAAGAGGACGUUGCUUCUGGACCUGAACACAGUCUGCUUUGAUGAUGACAGCGAAGCACCAAACAGCCAAUUCAACUUCACCACACCCUCUGCAGUGGGGAGCCGUGGCAGAUUUUUACAGGAUCCAGCUGGCUCUGGGAAAAUUGUGUUGAUUGGUGAUCUAGAUUAUGAAAAUCCAAGUAAUCUAGCAGCCGGCAAUAAAUACACUGUGACAAUCCAGGUGCAGGAUGUUGCUCACCCUUACUAUAAAAAUAACAUCUAUAUUUAUAUCCUAACAAGCCCAGAAAAUGAGUUUCCUCUUGUCUUUGAUCAGCCGUCCUAUAAAUUUGACAUAUCAGAAAUAAGGCCAGCUGGAACCCUGUUUGGAAGGGUGCGAGCCACGGACAACGACUUCCCCCAGAGCAGCAUUGUGUACUCCAUCUCUACCGGAGGGGCCAGCCUCCAGUACACAAACAUAUUUUGGAUUAAUCCCAAAACGGGAGAACUCAAGCUGGUGACUAAAGUGGACUAUGAAACAACCCCCAUCUAUACUCUCAGAAUCCAGGCCACCAACAAUGAGGACACAAACGCAGUCAAUGUUACUAUUAAUAUCCUGGAAGAAAAUGAUGAAAAGCCAAUUUGCAUCCCAAACUCUUAUUUCCUGGCCAUCCCAGUGGAUCUGAAAGUUGGCACAAAUAUUCAAAAUUUCAAGCUGAUGUGUACUGAUCGUGAUUCCAGCCCCAGGUCCUUUCGUUACUCCAUUGGCCCAGGCAAUGUCAACAGUCAUUUCACCUUUUCUCCCAAUGCUGGCUCCAACGUUACACGGCUGCUCCUUGCGACCCACUUUGACUAUACUGGUGGGCUUGAUAAGAUCUGGGACUACAGACUACUUGUCUACAUAACUGAUGACAACUUGCUGUCUGGCAGGAAGAAAGCUGAGGCUCUGGUUGAAACAGGAACUGUGACACUGAGUAUUAGUGUCAUUCCUCACCCAACCACGAUUGUCGCCAUGACCACCAGGCCCAGGGUCACCCACCAGAUCCUGAGGAAAAACGUUUAUUCUCCAUCAGCGUGGUACGUGUCUUUUGUCAUUACUUUGGGCUCCAUAUUGCUUCUGAUUUUCCUGGUGACUCUGAUGGUCCAGUUGGCCAAAGCCAUCCACAGACACUGUCCCUGCAAGACUGGGAAGCACAAGAAACCUCUGGUGAAGAAAGGAGAAGUGAAGAAUACAGAGGGAGAAGUUGCGGUAAGUACGGAAACAAUCCAGAUGAGUACAGUCUUUGAUGGUGAAGUCAUAGACCCAGUCACUGGGGCAAAAUAUGAAUUCAACUCUAAAAGUGGAGCCAGAAAGUGGAAGGAUCCCUUAAUGCAAAUGCCAAAGUGGAAAGGGUCCAGCCCCCAGGGAGCCGCCCCUACCAGAGCUCUGUCUGCCGAAGAGACUGGGCCACCGAGGAGCACUGACAAGGAGGGAAAUGGGCUGCGUGGCACUGCACAGGCUGAGGAUGCAGGCCCAGGGUCCAGGCCCCAGGAUGGCAAGCCAGGUGCCCCGAAGAACAGAGACCCAGCCCUCACAAGCAGGGCUUCUCACAAACCACACCCAGCAGAGUAAACAGUGUCUGCUUGCAGGCCCCACGGAAGAGCACCAGGGAGGAACCUUGACUGCCUGUGGGAUGCUGCCUCACCCUAAAUUUUCUGA